This is a messenger RNA of Nanorana parkeri, 961 nucleotides long. RefSeq lists its product as uncharacterized. The coding region runs from base 1 to 915 and encodes 304 amino acids. The record is from RefSeq and is a predicted model, not a curated record. Lineage: Eukaryota; Metazoa; Chordata; Amphibia; Anura; Dicroglossidae. The transcript is spliced from 4 exons.
AUGACUUUCCCGAAUCUCCUCCAGGAAUUCGCUCUCUUUGGAGAACUCUCAAACUUUCAAAUAAACUUUCACAAAUCGGAGGCUUUCAACAUCUCUCUACCUCCACAUACGAUUCCAGGCCUGAGGGGGACUUUCCCUUUUAAAUGGUCGGAAGAAUAUAUUUCAUACCUAGAUACCCUGAUUAUGCCGGACGUCUCUGGGCUCUUUGCAGCGAAUUUCAAACCCUUGUUGACCAGAGUGUUUGCGGGAUUUGCUGGGGCCUCGGGUCCAGGUCAAGGGCCUUCUUUGAUGUCUCCAGUGGUGGGUCACCCGGACUUUGGGCCUGGGCGGAUUGAUGCCUGCAAUGCAGAAUGGCUUAAACAGGACAAAUUCCAUCUGGGUGACUUUGUGUCGAACGCAUAUCCAUUCCCGGUGUGCAUUCCUCUUCCAUCUGAAGGACAGCAGUGCCACAGUCAGACCAGACGCCUGCUAAGUGUGAUCACCUAUGGUGAAGAUUAUGGUGCUGCUCUGAUGUAUUGUCCUUGUGCAGAGGUACUGGUGUGCUCCAGUAGAGGAAACCGUAUUUCUACUUGUGAGAAGCCUGAUGAUGUAAUGGAUUUUACAAACUACUGGGAUGAUUCUCUCUUCCGACCAAUGUUCCGUCGAGAAGCAGAGUUAACAUACUAUGAUGCAGAUCUUGCUCCCUGGCCUGGUCAAGAUGACCAAUUGGCCUUUGUUGACUUUCCCAGGUCAGCUGAAGAGGUGGAAGCAAAAACUGAACAGCUCAAUGUGGGCAUAAAUGAUCAUUUAGAGGAAGAAAAUCUACAGCUUGAUGACAAUGACGAUAAACCAGAUGACCCAAGUCCUGUUGAUUUCCAAGAACUUAAACGUCUUGCUAGUGAAAUGGGUCAAUAUUUUGGUGCAAGUUUUUAUUAGAGUAACAUUUAUUAUUUAAAUUUACAGCUAUGAUAUUUAUUUGGUU